Molecule: messenger RNA, 498 nt
Organism: Rhododendron vialii
Lineage: Eukaryota; Viridiplantae; Streptophyta; Magnoliopsida; Ericales; Ericaceae
Product: replication protein A 32 kDa subunit A-like
Exons: 7
Coding region: 1-498 (165 amino acids)
Biological process (GO): double-strand break repair via homologous recombination; nucleotide-excision repair; DNA replication
Cellular component (GO): chromosome, telomeric region; site of double-strand break; DNA replication factor A complex
Source: RefSeq, a predicted model, not a curated record
AUGGAGUUUACACCUCGAAAUGGUAUAAUGACAAAGGCGCCAAAGAGCAUCAAUAAAGCUGUUUGUGACACAUUGUUAAAUGUGAAAUAUCUAUCCCAUGCUGCUUUUAAUACCAAGGAAAUGGAAGACAUACAAGAUGGAAUAUAUGUUCGUGUCAAUGGGCGCCUAAAAAUCUUUAAAGGCAGUAAGCAAUUAGUUACUUUUUUUGUUAGGCCCGUGACAAACUUCGAUGAGCUUACCUUCCACUUCGUCGAGUGUAUACAUUUCCAAGUGCAAAAUUCCAGAACAAAGCAAGGAGAUGCCACAACUCAGUCUCAUUCUGUGACUCCAUCUACAAACACAGUUUCGAGGGAUGGAUCAAAUGGAUAUCAGUCAACACCACCAAAUCAUUUCUCUGGACGAUUUAGUGUAGACGGAUUGAAGGGAUUUGAUCAAAUGGUGCUUGAUUAUCUGCAGCAACCUUCAAACUUUGGACGGGAAAAAGGUGUAGGGGGAUGA